Messenger RNA from Amphimedon queenslandica, 1440 nucleotides. RefSeq lists its product as uncharacterized. The record is from RefSeq and is a predicted model, not a curated record. The coding region runs from base 1 to 1440 and encodes 479 amino acids. NCBI's taxonomy places the organism in Eukaryota, Metazoa, Porifera, Demospongiae, Haplosclerida, Niphatidae. Gene Ontology annotation, biological process: DNA integration. The transcript has 4 exons. Gene Ontology annotation, molecular function: nucleic acid binding.
AUGGCUUAUGACUCUCAUGCUUCACAGUUUCAGUGUAAUCGCAAGGGGCAUAUAGCAAGAAAUUGUACGGAGAAAACUCUACGAGCCAAAGAGAAUGCAGAGGAAGUCAUUUGGCAUGGAGAAGGAAAGAUCAAUGGACACAAUGCGAAGCGAAUUCAGAUAGACAGCGGAGCAUCAAGGACUGUGGUUGAUAGGAAGUUUGUAGCAUUGAAAGACAUAGAGAAGGAGACGAUUGGAGUUACUUUUGGGAAUGGAACUUAUGGGGAGUAUCCACUAGCAUCAGUUCGGAUAACAUUUGAUGGAGAGGAUUACCAGGUGAAAGCAGCAGUAGUACAAGGACUAGCAGAAGAUGUGCUGUUGGGAAGGGAUGUACCACUACACAAACAUAUGGCAAAGCGAUUACCAAAAUCAGAACAGAUAGAGCUACUGAAACAACUGGCUAAAGAGCAUCAGAUUGAUAUUGGAGAGAUUAAAGAGUCAGAAGAUGAAUCAGCAUUAGCAGUGAUGACAAGAGCUCAGAGAAGACAGAUUCAAGUUGAUACGGAGCAGCAUUCAGAAGAGCAUCAGCCAUUACCCGAAAGAUCAGAGGAGCAAAGUGAAGCCAUGGAGCAAGAGACAAGAGAAGAGAGUGAACUGGAGGAGACAAUACUGGAAGAUGAAGAUCUAGGAGUACAGUUUCCAUUUGAGGAGGAGCUAUUUCAACCUACAUCUCGGACGAAGAUAUAUCAGACUAGAGGAGAGAAGAGAAGACAAAAUCAGAAGAGAAACAGAAUAGAAAGUACCAACCAGACUAAACAACUGAUAAUGGACCAGGAGAAAGAUUGCGAGAUUCAGUCAUGGAUAAAGAAGGAGGAUCCAUCACGUAUAGUUCGGAAAGAAGGAGUAAUUUGUCGUACAUGGAGACCCAAGGACUCACCAAGUACCACAUAUGAACAGAUUGUUCUACCAGCACAGUAUCGGAAUAAAGUCAUCAGAUAUGGAAUUCCUGAAGAAAUAUUGACAGAUCAAGGUUCAAAUUUCACAUCAAGCUUGCUGGGAGAGCUAUAUCAUCUCAUGGGGGUCAAAGCAAUCAAGACCAGUCCAUACCAUCCACAGACCGAUGGCCUCGUGGAACGAUUUAAUCGAACACUAAAGUCUAUGCUAAGGAAAGUAUUGGAAGGAGAGAGGAAGAACUGGGACCACAUGAUACCAUAUGUCUUGUUCGCAUAUAGGGAAGUUCCACAAUCGACUCUUGGGUUCAGUCCCUUUGAACUACUAUACGGACGGGAGGUGAGAGGACCGUUAGAUGUUUUAAAGGAGGAAUGGAUCCACAGCACAGAAAUCGAAACAGAUAUACUGAGUUUUGUGAUGGAUACGCGAGAACGGAUGGAAUCUGCAAGAGAAAUUGUGAAGGAGAAUGCAAGAGCAGUGCAAGCUAAUUGUGAGUUUCGUGUUGAUUAA